GGCGUGUGUUGGUGGUUAUUAGUUGGAGCUAUCACAUUCCAAAUUGCCUGCUUGAAUUCACAUCUCCAAGAGCUCCGAUACUCUUUUAGUCAUGGGCAACACCACAUCUACUUCACGUUUCGACGACUCCUGCUGGGAUUUCACCGCCUCCGACUUGCUGUUCGAUCAGAUGGAGAAGCAGGUGUACGUUGUCACCACACCCACCUGGAUGGAGACCGUCGCACGCUACUUGGCGCUUAUGCUAUCCACGAUAGCAGCACUGCUAAUGGGGAGCUUCACUGGAUCGCCAGACCACCCAAAGCGAGCUCCAAUACUCGUUGAUGCUGCGUGUCAGACUGAAGACGAAUAUUUCUUCACAGAGUUGACUGUGAACCGCGACUGGCAGUCUUACCAGGUUGACUGCAAGGAGGUUACUGACGACGACGACAAGCACUCCUGCACUUCCGAGGAGACAGAGCUGUUCACCGAUGCUGAAAGCGAAGAUGAACGAAACUUCAGUGAUGACGAUUCUGAUUGGGAACACGAGAACUCAGCAGCUGAGGACAUGCUGCAUGCUAUCUGCGACGCAUGCGAAAGCUGUACUGACUGCGACUGCGAGAUCCAGGCUGAUCAACUAUUGCAUCUGACUGCUAUCGUGUGCAACGACACCAACGACCGCAGUCCAAUUUACCUGGAAGAUUAUCUCUGUACUUGCGGCGAGUGCCCACAGUACAAGGAGAUAGCUCAUGAUGUGGUGAUGGAAGGAAAAGCAUCUCAACAACAAACUCGAAGUAUCACGCGUCUUCUGCAGGCCUUCUCCACUUACAGCGAAGUCAUUGGAUAUCGCAUCGACAUGAUCCCUGCUGCGCGUGAGUGUCUACAGAUCUGGUGUGGAGACGAAGAUAAGGCGUUUAAGUCAUUUGUCACGUUGUACGAUGAAUUGCCACGCCUCUGUGACCCAGCAUGCAGCAGUUGAACCAACUUCAACCCUCAAGAUACGAGCUUGUAGCGCUUUCCCUCAUUACGGAAGAUGCCACGUGCCGACGUUCUCGCUGACUGCCUCUUUGCUCCAGUGCUGCCCUCAUGACGGCUUCACAUUGUUCAAAUGCAGUUAGAGAAUGUUGGCUGCUCGUGCGUAGGUCGAGAGUUGGAGACUAUUGCUGCUAACUCAUUUGUGCUUCCCUCAUUUCGGAAGUGCAUUGGGUUGAUGGGACAGAGAUCUCGUGCUCGAAUGAUACCUUCAUUUCGGUGAAACUCAGUACGUGCCGUAGCAGUUCGAAGGAGCGAGACAAAGAACAUGUGUAGUGUUGUUGUUAGUAUUUAUUCAAACAAGUGGUAUUGCUUAGCUUACUACGUCCUCUAGAAGGGAAGAAAAUUUACACUAGCUGACUCUUUUAAAGCCUAGCUGCAUUCCAUCUUUCCACUGGAUGGUUGAUAGAAAUCGUCGUGGU
Phytophthora nicotianae INRA-310 is the source of this 1430-nucleotide messenger RNA. RefSeq lists its product as hypothetical. The coding region runs from base 92 to 955 and encodes 287 amino acids. NCBI's taxonomy places the organism in Eukaryota, Oomycota, Peronosporomycetes, Peronosporales, Peronosporaceae. The record is from RefSeq and is a predicted model, not a curated record. The transcript has a single exon.